Knipowitschia caucasica is the source of this 315-nucleotide messenger RNA. The record is from the annotation of a GenBank genome assembly. Lineage: Eukaryota; Metazoa; Chordata; Actinopteri; Gobiiformes; Gobiidae.
AUGAAUGUAUCGGCUCUCCGUGAGCUCGCGGCGCCGCUCCGGACCGUCCCGUGUCAGCGCCAGGACUUCCGACCGUGGCGUCUUUGUGGAGAGCAGUGUGCGCUCAUUAGCAAGGCCGCGGGGGGCAGAGCGCGCAACCACGGCCUUUUGUUUUCAGAGCGGAGGAUCGAUGCAGCCCACUCACCACAGGGGGCGCCGGCGGACACUGGAGGAAGUGCAUCGAUUCAGCAGAAGAAGUGGAACGUAUGGAUCCACAGACGCAGCGUGAGGCCGAAGAAAAGAGCAACAGGAGAAAAGAAGAAGCACUUCCACUGA